AUGAAUAACUACAAUCCUCCCGCGCCUCCCGUCCAAACCCCAUUCGAGCCAUUCAACCCGGACGCCAUUAAAGUCACACUGCACGACUCAAAACUGUGGAAAGCGUUUCAUGUACUGGAUAACGAGAUGGUGACUCUCCCCAACGGACGCCAAAUCUUCCCCACUCUCCACUACGGCGUAUCCGGUCUCCCGCACUCGGCAAAUUACAUUUUUGGGCUGAAACUCCAACGUGUCAACAAGAAUUUUUUGAUGGAAUACAGAGGUGGCGAGUGGAAAGAGACUGGGAAAAGUGUGAAGGCAGAUUUGGAGAGUAAUGAGAUAUUUGCUGGUGUGAUGGGCGGAGGUGUCAAUUUCAAAAAUGCUAGGAUCCAGAGCGUCAGAAGAUAUAAUACAAGAGGAAAGGAUAAAGAAGAAUCACAAAAACCAAAGGCAGAUCAAAACAAGGAUAUUUCGCUCUUUGUCACCAGCCACUGCCGUUACACUCCCAUACUAUCAGUCUACUAUAUGCAGUCUACCGAGAAGAAAUUCCUAAAAUCAUUCGUGUUUAAGGAGACACAAUUCGUUGUGGUCACUGGCUACAAGAACGAAGCUGUCAGAAAGUUGAAAACGAACAAGAAUCCAUUCGCUCGGCCGGAUUAUAAGGAGGAUUAUAAGGAGGAUGCUGCGGAGAAUUCAGAAAAGGAUUCAACAUUGGAUUCAGGAAUUUCGUCGAUGAAUAGCACAGUGGCGUCGUCAAUUGAGUCACCAACUUCUAGAAGGGAUUCAGGAGUCUCUUCUCAUUCUCAGAAUCAAUAUCAGUUUUGGGGCUCAUCGAUAACUCCAGGACCGUUAAUUAAAAAGGAGCCCACUCCCGAAAAUUCUAGAUUCGAUAUGAAUUACACUUCCGGAGGAGCGUCAACAUCUGAUUCUCAGAGUCAAUAUCAGUUUUGGAACUCAUCGGUGACUCCAGGACCAUCCAGCGGAGUUGAAAUGGAACCCAUUCCCUUAAUAUGGAUCUGA
This is a messenger RNA of Caenorhabditis remanei, 999 nucleotides long. RefSeq lists its product as uncharacterized. NCBI's taxonomy places the organism in Eukaryota, Metazoa, Nematoda, Chromadorea, Rhabditida, Rhabditidae. Gene Ontology annotation, molecular function: DNA-binding transcription factor activity, RNA polymerase II-specific; RNA polymerase II cis-regulatory region sequence-specific DNA binding. The transcript has 4 exons. Gene Ontology annotation, biological process: positive regulation of DNA-templated transcription; cell fate specification; regulation of transcription by RNA polymerase II. Bases 1 to 999 code for a protein of 332 amino acids. The record is from RefSeq and is a predicted model, not a curated record. Gene Ontology annotation, cellular component: nucleus.